AUGAGGAAUCAACUUCCACCGCCUGCUUCCUCCGCGGAGGUCGAACAGCUCUACAAUCGUAUGGGCACGCUUACGAAUAAUGAGCUCAAGGCCAUUUGCCGGGCAGAGAAGGAGCUGGUGUCAGGAACCAAGCCCAUCCUGCAGGCCCGAGUGACGAAGGCCCUCCAAACCGCCAUCAAUCGCCAUGAUACGGCCAUGUUCGAGCGGAUCCGCUAUCGCUUGUUACAUCGCGGGCAAUCGCCUCCAUAUACCGUCGACUUUGGCAACGGCGAUACGUUGAAUCAAUCCAACGGCAGCACCGCCUUCCCGUCGAGGCCUCACCAGACUUCCACUUCCACCGGUCGACCGAUCGCAUAUCCUUCAACCGAUAACGGAGCCAUGAGUUUCCGGCAGAUGCUCUACAGCUUCAAACCCAGCCCGUUUUUUGACAUUAUCGAACAAAUCGGUGUCCCCAUAGAGCUGCCAACUCUGCCCGAAUACAAGAGGACGGUCAGCUCCACGCUAGUCCUCACGAGUCAAACCCUUGAUAAAAUGAAGACCAACGAGGACCAAUACCGAAUCAUGCUGUUUGGGGCGGCCAAUCCCGAUGUGUUCAUGGCGACCGACGUUGCUUUUCCCAGUUCGUUUGAAGUUCGCAUCAAUCAUGAUGAGGUCAAGGGAAACUUCAAGGGAAUUAAGGGCAAGCCGGGGACCACCAAACCAGCCGACAUCACUCGCUUCGUUCGCAAGAUGCCCGCAUAUCGAAACACCAUCGAUGUCACGUACGCGACCACUCACAAAGUAAGCGGACAAAUCCGACCCAAUCUCACGGCUGCUGACCUGACGAAGAAAUUCGUGUUGUUCCCCUAUCUGGUCAAAGCCUAUUCGGCUACCGACCUUGCGAGCAUCAUCAAAGCUCGCGCAAUCAUCUCGAAACAGCAAACGCUGAAAGAGAUGAACGCCAAGGCGAAGGACCCCGAUAUCAACUUCACGUCAUCCGUCAUGUCUCUCAAAGACCCGAUCUCGACGCUCCGGAUCCAAACUCCUUGCCGGUCGACGGUCUGUUCCCACUUCCGAUGCUUCGAUAUAACGUCGUUUCUGCAGCUGCAAGAACAGGCUCCGACGUGGAGUUGCCCCAUCUGUUCCAAGAACAUCAAGUUCGACGAUCUUGCUGUCGAUCAAUAUGUUCAAGAGAUUCUGAAGGACACUCCAAAAUCCCUGGACCAAGUCACCAUCGAGCCGAACGGAGAAUGGUCAUCCCGUUCCGCUGACGCCCAGAACCACUCGCAGCAGGAGUCUCCGGGCCUCCGCAAGUUGAACGGGUACGAUGAUGGCUACAGCGAUAAUGACAGCGACAUCGAAGUCGUACCUUCGCGAGCAAUCAGCAACCUCAAGUCCGAGACGACGUCGACUCCCAUGUCCGUCUUCCGAACUCCACCGUUCUCGCCUCGAUCUGGGUCCGCCACCACACCCAACGCUCCGGCAAUCAGGGGAACAUCACGGGCGAACGGGACCACCAGCUCGGCAAGCAAGAGGCGCGAUGUGGUCGAUCUCACACUGAGCUCCGAUGAGGAAGGGGAAAGGCCGCGGAAACGAAGGCAAACCGAUGCAGUAGGGAGCAACUCUGGGCCUACCAACUUUCUCUCUAACCCUCUCUUCUUAAGCAGCAGCAACUCCAAGUCGAGCCGGCAGACUCUCCCAUCCAAUUUCUCGUUCUCGAUUCCUAGGCCCACCACGCCGCCCGGAGGCGCUGCAGCCAACUCCAGCUUCAGCCCUUCGUCCGCGGCUUUCAACUUCAACGCCGGUCCGAGACCCGCAUAUGGUUCGUCGACUAGCCAGACCAACCCGUCUGCGUAUCGUCCUGCCCCACACGCUUCCGGGUCGGGACGAUCGAAUGGCUACGGCGGAUCCGGCACCUCCGACGCGCUGGGGAAUUCGAUGAGUCCGGAUCGCGGGCGCUACGGGCACACCAUACCCCGCCGGCCUUCGAUAGAGGAGCAGCAAGAAUUUAUUCGAAGUUUGGGGGGCCUGGAUUCUCUGCGGUAG
Eremomyces bilateralis CBS 781.70 is the source of this 2025-nucleotide messenger RNA. RefSeq lists its product as uncharacterized. Gene Ontology annotation, molecular function: zinc ion binding; SUMO ligase activity. Lineage: Eukaryota; Fungi; Ascomycota; Dothideomycetes; Eremomycetales; Eremomycetaceae. The transcript is spliced from 2 exons. The record is from RefSeq and is a predicted model, not a curated record. Gene Ontology annotation, biological process: protein sumoylation. Bases 1 to 2025 code for a protein of 674 amino acids.